UCCCCCCCGUGCGCCCCGGGCCCCCCGGGCCCCUCGUCCCCCCCUGUCACCACGCGGCUCCACGUCGCGUCGGCGUAGAAGCGCGCCGAACUCUCCCCCAGCACGAACAUGGAGGCGCGGACGAAGCGCCACGCGGCCUCCGCCUUCUCCGCCAAGCUUGGUCUGAGAGCCUUUCUCAUCCGGAAGAUGCUGGCAAUGCACACCACGCAGCCCAUGUAUGCCGAGCUGCGGGACGCAUUAGCGUCAAGCUAUGAUGAUGAAGCAUCAUUAGCAUACAGCUCGGAUACGGACAACAGCCUGAAGUACGACGACCCUUUGGACAUCAUUGAUCAGUACAUCAUACACGAGCUGCAGAAGUGCGGGAACCCAGAUAAAAACUUCAUCAGUGGGAGCGACGUGACGCUGUCUGGGUACGAAGGCUCCGAGUCCUCCUACCAGUCCCUGCUCGAUGAGCCCCACACGGCGCCCUCCGUGCCGUCCCCGACGCUGAGCUCGGCGGACGACGCCGACUACGACAGCGACGUCCCGACGCUGCAGAUCUCCGACACGGAGAGCGAGGACGAGGAGGACGAGGAGGAGGAGGACGGGUGCAGGAGGAGGUGCCGACAGAUUGAUCUGCCGCCCUUCGGCAGCGUCGCUGGCGGCAAUGGCCAGCAGCAGCAGCAGCAGCAGGGCCGCCACCGCCACCAGCAGCAGCAGCAGCAGCUACCGCAUGGCGUGACCGUGAAGAGGGAGAAAGGAGUGGGGAAGCGAGGCAAGACGAGGCUGUACCAGUUCCUCAUGGAGAUCCUCCAGGACCAGAGGAUGUGCCACUGCAUCUGGUGGGUGGACGAGCGGCAGGGCAUCUUCCAGUUCUCGUCGCAGCACAAGGAGGAGCUGGCGAAGAAGUGGGGCCAGCGGAAGGGCAACCGCAAGGCGAUGACCUACCAGAAGCUGGCGCGGGCGCUGCGCAACUACGAGGCGACGGGCGAGAUCCGCAAGAUCAAGAAGAAGCUGACGUACCAGUUCGGCGCCAAGAUGAUGGGCGCCUUCAGGCGAUGAUGAGGAGGCCGACUCCUCCGCCAUCGCCACUUGUCCACCGCCGUCGCGCUGGAGGGGAGGGGGAGGAGGAGAGGGCUUGUCUCUCUCGUCCGUUACUCUCUCUCUCUGCGCGUGUGUGCGUGUGGUUUUUUGACGGAAAGCGUCGUGCCGCCGCGCUUCCGGAGGCCGCCUGUGUGGGCCGUGCCCCUCUGAUGAUGAUAAUGAUGAUAACAAUUAUUAUUUAACUUUAAUAAUUUCUUAUAAUUUUUUAUAAUUAUAACAAUUAUCAUUAAUUAAUUUUUGUUCCUCCUCAAGCCCGCUGGCUGCCAGAUUACCGCGCAGCGCGCCCCGAGAGGGGGGGUGGGGGUCCCUCUCGUAACCAAGACGACUAAAAUCUGUCUCGCUUUGCCGAGCAGGGCCACCGUACCCACCCACCCCCCAGGGGUGGUGGUGGGGUGGGAGUGAGUGGGGAAGAGGAGGGGGGUAGUCGGAGCCGCCACGCGAGGACUCUCCCGCAAAGGAGCGAGCAGCUCCCGAGAAGGCGCACGGAGCGGAACGACGGACGUCGCGCCUCGCCCCGACCAUAACACACGCCCCGGGCAAUGCACCGACUCGGCGUAGUUUGGCAAAUGUCACUGUGGUCCAGUUCACGUCGUGGUGACGAUCACGUCGCUGGUCGUGGUGACAGUCGUGGGGUCUGUGCUUGUACGUGGUGGCAUCGUGUAAUCGUCCUCGCGUUUUGUCGUCGCAAUGAAUGUAACGCGACGUCGGCUGGCGCUGCCGACUGCUGCUGCUGCUGCUCAAAUAGUGGCAUCGUUCUGAUUGGUCGAAUCCCCCCGUCGAGACUUACGCCUGUUGGUCAGCGACAAUGUUGCACGCGUAGUUUGAGGCGUCAGGAGUGGGGAUCGAACCCACGACCCCUGCAUACCAGGCGAGGCAGUUAACAUCUCUUAGCCACCGUGAGGAGUAGUAAUGAAUGUAAUUUUACUCUCUUAUAAGAGGCAGAGAGAGGAGAACGUUUGAGGCAGGGGUUGGAUUUUGGGUUUUUCUUUUACUUGCUGCUUCUCCCGCUGCUGCUCGUUGGGAAGAGAUGCGUUGUUGGCGCAGGCUUCACGUCGCCGUGACGUCGCCGUCAUCAUUGUCACAUCGCCAAUGUCGUUAUGACAUUGCCAGUGUCAUUGUGAUAUCGGUAGCGUCCCCCGUAACUUGAACUUUUAAAGAUGUCUUUAAAAAAACGUCGUACAGGCAAUGUCUGUUAACAAAAAAACAA
Molecule: messenger RNA, 2290 nt
Organism: Lethenteron reissneri (Far Eastern brook lamprey)
Lineage: Eukaryota; Metazoa; Chordata; Hyperoartia; Petromyzontiformes; Petromyzontidae
Product: transcription factor Spi-B-like
Biological process (GO): regulation of transcription by RNA polymerase II; cell differentiation
Cellular component (GO): nucleus
Molecular function (GO): sequence-specific DNA binding; DNA-binding transcription factor activity, RNA polymerase II-specific
Source: RefSeq, a predicted model, not a curated record